UCUCCACCCCCACUCCCUUCCAGAAUAAGCUGGGCUGGUUUUUGGUAAAUAACGAGCUGUCACUUCUUCGCUUGAAACUUUCCAGGCUCCACCACCUUGGCCAACCCUCCUGAAGGAUGCUGGAGGCUGGAACCUUCCUAUCGGGCAGCAAGCUGCCUUCCACAUCCUAGAGCAAGCUCUCCCCACCUCCCGUAUCCUACGAAUCUCACUGCCUUUUGAGCUGUCCUGUGGUUUCUGUGGACUAACGAACCUCUCUGCCUACUCCGCCGGGUCAGGAGCCUUGACCAGUUAUGGUGAGGUGGUUUCAUCCCAACAUCAGCGGAAUUGAGGCAGAGAAGCUGCUCCUCACCAGGGGCGUCCAUGGCAGCUUUCUGGCUCGACCCAGUAAGAGCAACCCGGGAGACUUCACCCUCUCCGUCAGACGAAACGACGAGGUGACGCACAUUAAGAUCCAGAACACGGGGGAUUACUAUGACCUCUACGGCGGCGAGAAGUUUGCCACCCUUGCAGAGCUGGUGCAGUACUACACCGAGCAGCAGGGGCUGCUGCGGGAGAAGAACAGCAACGUCAUCGAGCUGAAGUACCCCCUCAACUGCCAGGACCCCACCUCGGAGAGGUGGUACCAUGGGCACCUCACUGGCAAGGAGGCAGAGAAGCUUCUGACCGAGAAGGGGAAGCCGGGUAGCUUUCUGGUGCGGGAGAGCCAGAGCAAGCCAGGAGACUUUGUCUUGUCGGUGCUGACAAAUGAGGAUAAGAUGGAGAGCGGGGAUCGGAAACCACACGUGACCCACGUGAUGAUCCACUACCAGCCGGACGGGAAGUACGACGUGGGAGGAGGAGAGCGGUUUGACACCCUCACGGACCUGGUGGAACACUAUAAGAAGAACCCCAUGGUGGAGAAAUCUGGAGCUGUGGUUCAUCUGAAGCAGCCAUUCAACGCCACGCGCAUCAACGCAGCAAACAUUGAAAACAGAGUGAGGGAGCUGAACAAAAUGGCAGAUCACAGCGAGAAGGCCAAGCAAGGGUUCUGGGAAGAGUUUGAGAUGCUGCAGCAGCAAGAGUGCAAGCUCCUCUACCCCAGGAAGGAGGGGCAGCGACCAGAGAACAAGGCUAAGAAUCGCUACAAGAACAUCCUUCCCUUUGAUACCACGCGGGUGGCACUCCGAGACGCAGAUGCGAGCGUGCCUGGGUCAGACUACAUCAAUGCCAACUAUAUCAAGAGCAUCCCUGAAGAUGGAAGGAACUCGGAGCACUGCAAGAUCUACAUAGCCACCCAGGGCUGCCUGCAGACGACAGUGAAUGACUUCUGGGCCAUGGUGUAUCAAGAGAACAGUCAUGUCAUUGUCAUGACAACCAAGGAGGUGGAGCGGGGCAGGAACAAAUGCUUCCGUUACUGGCCAGACAAGGGCUGCACCAAGGAAUACGGGUGCAUCUCCGUGCACAACGUGAGCGAGCGGGAGGCCCAGGGCUACUACCUUCGGGAGCUGGAGAUCUCGCGGACCGACAGGGAUGAGCGCCCGAGACUGGUGAAGCACUAUCAGUAUUUUAGCUGGCCAGAUCACGGGGUGCCCAAUGAACCAGGAGGGGUUCUGAGCUUUCUGGACCAAGUGAAUCGGGCACAGCGAAGCAUUCCAGACACGGGGCCGAUCAUAGUGCACUGCAGUGCUGGAAUAGGACGCACAGGCACCAUCAUAGUGAUAGAUAUUCUGGUGGAUAUUAUUCACAGGCAAGGUUUGGACUGCGACAUCGACAUCCCCAAAACUAUCCAGAUGGUCCGCAGGCAGCGUUCAGGCAUGGUGCAGACGGAGGCGCAGUACAAGUUUGUUUACAUGGCUGUUCAGCAGUACAUCGAGGCGGAGCAGAAGAGGUUGGAAGAAGAACAGAGGAAUAAAAGGAAAGAGCGAGACUACUUGAAUAUCGGCUACUCUCCCAUGGAAAAAGGCAGAGCCAAGGGGCAGCCCCCUUCACCGCGGGCCCAGUCUGUGGUUGAUGAUGAGUCAGCUUCCGUCUACGAGAACCUUAACAUCAAAAGCCCAAAGGUUUCGGGGAUGAGUAACACGGGGCGAUAAGGGAGCCAGAGGUGAGCUGUACGGAGGCUGUACAGGGUUUACAGUGUUUACGUCCACCUUUUCCAAGUUCUGCAAUUGCGGACGAGUUUUUUUUUGCCCGUCUUGCCUUCCCCAAGCACCUUGGAUUCAGCGAGGGAGUAAGAAGCUGCCUGUAAGAAGCAAGCGCCUAAGAACCAGCCUUGACCUAACUUAUUAAUGAGAAGGAUCUUCUCCCAUUCUCCCCUGUAUCAGCAGGUUGAUAUUUAUGUGGAAGUGCCUCUGGACAUUCAUUAGGGCAUCAAGGCUCAGUUUUAAAUUUUUUUUUUUUUUUUUUUUUAAUUUAAGAUUCUUAUUUUUUACACACAAACUGUUAAAAGGAACAGAAAUGACUCUUUGCUUAGGACCUUUCCCAGGGCUGCCCACUUAGGGCGUCUGUAAAAUGUUAGUACACUUUAAUGGGUUCAUUAGGUCAAUCGUUUCAAAGCUAGAAGUGGUUUUAGACUAAAUCCUGGAGUAACUUUGCUGCCUGUGAGGGUGAGAAAUAGAGAGCACUGCAGGUAUUUGCAUCCCUCUUGGUGGUUCUUCUCACGCUUCCUUUUGGCUGUACCAGUUCUGGAUUCCUAUGCAACCCUGCCAAAGCCCGGCGAGCGAGCAGUCCCCACUGCUGCCGCGGCACAGCAAAGGCGCGGGUGUGUGCCUGGGAGCCCGCUGGCUGCUCGGCGCGUGGCUUUCGCAGCAGAUCCAAGAGAUGGAGGCGAGCAUGGCCACCUCGGACCGCCUGGGUCUGACUUAAGCUGGGUGAAGCCCCACCUGGCUGAUGGGUGCUGGAGGGUGGGAGAGCAGCUCUGACCCUGCGCCGCGCUUUUAGCCGCCCCUGGCGAGUAACAGCCUAGGAUACUAAGCUGAGCUGAACUUUUUGAGCUGGGCCCCUCUAAGCUUGAUGCAGCUCUGCCAUUACCUUGCUGUGUGGCCUCUUUAUUUUUUUUUAUUCCCCUUGCGCCGCAACUAUAUGACAAGGCAAGCGUUGUGCCUGCUGAGUAGGGGUGUUGUAGGAGUGUUUGUGGCUUGACCAUGAAGAUGAGUGUGUUGCUGAGUGGAGUGUUCCAGCUCUGCUGAUAAGUCUUGGCUUCCUCGCUGUCCCAGCCCUAAGGCCUGCAAAGAGCCCUGCCAAAGAACCCCUGCCCGUAGGAUGCAAGGGCUCUGGGGGGAGCCUUGGGUCUGAGUGCCGGUACCUGAACCUCCAGAGCGUGCGUGGAGCCGAUGCUGAAGUCCUCCUGGGUCUCUGGAGGCAGGUGGACUUGCUGCACGGUUGGGGUAUUAGUGCCUGGAGCUCCAAGGGGCAGAAGGGGUUGAACAAAAGCACAACGACAUCCCUUGGCUGUAUUCCCUGGCUGGUCUUUCUGGUCCCUUGUCGCAGGGACAGGAGAACUGUUUAUUUUUAUUGCACUUUUAAUAAAUGUUGAACAUUCUCAA
Messenger RNA from Egretta garzetta (little egret), 3521 nucleotides. Its product is annotated as tyrosine-protein phosphatase non-receptor type 11. Gene Ontology annotation, biological process: protein dephosphorylation. Lineage: Eukaryota; Metazoa; Chordata; Aves; Pelecaniformes; Ardeidae. Bases 291 to 2069 code for a protein of 592 amino acids. Gene Ontology annotation, molecular function: protein tyrosine phosphatase activity. The transcript is spliced from 16 exons. The record is from RefSeq and is a predicted model, not a curated record.